Molecule: messenger RNA, 942 nt
Organism: Mus caroli (Ryukyu mouse)
Lineage: Eukaryota; Metazoa; Chordata; Mammalia; Rodentia; Muridae
Product: olfactory receptor 4C3D-like
Biological process (GO): G protein-coupled receptor signaling pathway
Cellular component (GO): membrane
Molecular function (GO): G protein-coupled receptor activity; olfactory receptor activity
Source: RefSeq, a predicted model, not a curated record
AUGGAGCUCUACAGUCCUCCCAGUAAUGUGACUGAAUUUGUUCUCCUGGGUCUCACACAGAAUCCACGCUUGCAAAACAUACUGUUCAUUGUCUUCUUGUUUGUUUUCCUAUUUACCGUGUUGGCGAAUCUGCUCAUUGUCCUCACCAUCUCCUUCAGCCCCACGCUUUCAGCUCCAAUGUACUUCUUUCUCACUUACUUGUCCUUUAUAGAUGCCUUCUACACUUCUGUUACCACCCCCAAAAUGAUUAUUGACCUCCUCUACCAGAGGAGGACAAUAUCCUUGGCUGGAUGUCUGACUCAGCUCUUUGUGGAGCAUUUCCUGGGAGGAUCAGAGAUUAUCCUCCUCAUUGUUAUGGCCUAUGACCGCUACGUGGCCAUAUGCAAACCUCUGCAUUAUAUGACCAUUAUGCGUCAAGGCCUCUGCAGACUCCUGGUGGUUGUAGCCUGGAUUGGAGGGAUCUUACAUGCCACCAUGCAAAUAUUUUUUAUGAUUAAUCUGCCCUUCUGUGGCCCCAAUGUCAUUGACCACUUCAUGUGUGAUCUCUUCCCAUUGUUGAAACUUGCCUGCAGAGACACACAUAAGCUGGGCAUCAUAGUGGCCGCCAACAGUGGGGCUAUGUGCUUUCUCAUCUUUACCAUGCUUCUCAUCUCAUACAUAGUUAUCCUGCGAUCCUUGAAGUCUCAUAGUUCUGAAGGGAGACGCAAAGCUCUUUCCACGUGUGGCUCUCAUUUCACUGUGGUGGUUCUCUUCUUUGUCCCUUGCAUAUUUACUUACAUGCGCCCUGUGACUACCUACCCAGUGGACAAGCUGGUGACUGUGUUUUUUGCAAUUCUCACUCCCAUGUUAAAUCCCAUCAUUUACACAGCAAGAAACACGGAGGUGAAGAACGCUAUUAAGAAUCUACUGAAGAGGCAAGUCACUUACCCUGUCCUAAAAUGA